AUGAUCUCUCUGUCAUCACUCAGAAGAGUAUACAACUCAAAACAAACUUGCGUUCUGAGAGUUGGAAUCAAGUGUUGCAAAGGUUGCCAGACAAAUGCCAAGAGAAAGUUGCUCAGUGUCUCUGGGGUGAGUGCGGUAGAGUAUAACGCAGAACAAGGGCUCCUGACAGUCUCAGGUGACCCCAACCCAGCGACGCUGCUUCGUAAGCUUACCAAAUGGGGCAAAAAAGCAGAGCUUGUCUCUGUUCUUGAAGGCGCCUCUGCCCCUGCCCCCCCGGAACACGACCAGCUGAGCAUGACAAUGGAGAAGACGAAGAAGAAGAAGAAGAGGCCAACAAAGUGCUUUCUCCUUAGGUGUUUUGGGAAGCGAAUCAGUAAGGCCAAGGUCGAGCCUUAUCGAGGAUCAUGGGUUCAAAACGCCCCCUUCAUCAACAACGCUGUUACGCCUCCAAGGGUGUAUCCUCCUCCUCAAGCAGUGCCUGGCUUCCAGACACCCAUCCCAUACCCUCCUCCCUAUUUCGGUGAAGCCCAACCACCACCCCCGUACACUGCUGGUAUGUUCCGGUCAGCUCCACCACAGUCCCCCUCGUAUUUCCCGUUAAGACAGACUCAGUUUCCACAGAUGGUCAACUCUAGGCUGCACUAUCCGCAUCACUGA
Molecule: messenger RNA, 657 nt
Organism: Microthlaspi erraticum
Lineage: Eukaryota; Viridiplantae; Streptophyta; Magnoliopsida; Brassicales; Brassicaceae
Source: the annotation of a GenBank genome assembly